Kwoniella botswanensis is the source of this 2175-nucleotide messenger RNA. RefSeq lists its product as uncharacterized. NCBI's taxonomy places the organism in Eukaryota, Fungi, Basidiomycota, Tremellomycetes, Tremellales, Cryptococcaceae. Gene Ontology annotation, molecular function: protein binding. The coding region runs from base 1 to 2175 and encodes 724 amino acids. The record is from RefSeq and is a predicted model, not a curated record. The transcript is spliced from 5 exons.
AUGUCACAUCACCCACCGAAUUUACAACGUCGAGCUCAGACGUAUGACGCAUACUCGUCAGACUAUGCAGAUGGAGCAGGCGAUAGGACAACAGGGUCGGUGAGAAGUAAGAGCAUGCGGAAUCCUCAACAUCAACCAGAUAUCGAUCCAGACGACCCACCUCUACCAUCUUAUUCCGCUCUGAUGGCAUCUGAAUCUGCUGCUGGUGGUGGUGGUGGUGGUGGUGGCUUAUCUCACUCCCCUCAACCCAUGACAGACUCUGCAUCGUCAAAUCACGCCCGUGUGCCCAGCUUAGAUCAAACACCCUACGCUCCGGUCGAUUACGGACCUCCAUCUUCUGGGUAUUCCUCCAGGGAUAAUUACGGUUACGGAUACGACGGUAAUCCCAAUCCCAAUCCUAAUACAAAUCGACUGUCAGGGAGUAGUAUCGGUAGAAGACCUGUAUCUGAUCCAAACAACAUCAAUUUCAAUCAGCUAUCACUCACUUCCAACUCGCAUGGUUCCCCUCCCAAUCCACCUCUUCGUCAGCAAACUGCACCACCCCAUCAGCAAUUUCCUCCUCGUGGUCCACAGCCCAGACAGCGAACAGCGACAGGUGGAUAUCCAGCGGAUAACAUGGAUGGCGCAGCUAGUGUUUACAGUCUAGAUUCAGGUAUGGGAGCGUAUUCUGGAGUAGGAGGUCAACUGGCGUCACAUCAUCCUCAACAGCAAUAUCAGGCCCCCAAUUACGAUCCAUACGCAGGAGGAUACGCACCACCACAAGCUCAACAACCUGGACCUGGACCUGACUUCUCCAACCCUUAUUACAACGCCGCCAACGAUUUCUUAGGUCUCCCGCCUGGGUCCGAACAGUACGCUCCUCCCGUAGCUAGUUCGUCCAGCAGUCGCGUACCUACCCGUCAACAAAGUAUGACAACGUUAGCUAGAACGAAUACCAGCGCUACGACCCUUUCCAACGCUUCUUCCCUAUCGCUAUCUCGCAAUGUCACAGAGCAAGUAGGAGCUUCGUCAACCCGUAGAAGAGGUACUCAAGCAGCUGUAGAUCUCAACAAACCGCCUUACACCAAACAGUACGUGGACGAUUAUCGAAAACGUAUGAAGGAUGAUCCCGACCCCGAAGCUCAAUUCGCAUUUGCCAAAUACCUCAUAGAAGCCGCUAAGAAGAUUGGUGAUGAGAUUAGUCAAACGGAUUCUAAAUUGGGUAGGAAAUAUAGGGACGUGUUGUUGCAAGAAUCAUUAAGGAAUAUCAAGAAAUUAGCAGAAGGCAAAGAACCUUAUCCCGAUGCUCAAUUCUUCCUUGCCAAUUUAUAUGGUACAGGUCAGUUAGGUCUUCAAGUCGAUCAUGAGAAAGCGUACUAUCUCUAUCUUAUGGCUAGUAAAUUGAAUCAUCCUGCUGCGACGUACCGUUCAGCGGUAUGUAAUGAGAUCGGAGCAGGGACGAGGAAAGAUCCCAAUCGUGCGGUACUGUUCUAUCGAAAGGCCGCUGCGUUGGGUGAUACGGCCGCAAUGUAUAAAUUAGGUAUGACAUUGUUAGGUGGAUUAUUAGGUCAACCGCGUAAUCCCCGAGAAGCGAUAGUAUGGUUUAAAAGGGCUGCUUCUCAAGCCGAUGAAGAUAAUCCUCAUGCGUUACAUGAACUGGCACUGUUACAUGAAAGACCUAAUAACGGUGGUGUAGUACCUCAUGAUCCGAAUAUGGCAAGAGAACUAUUCACUCAAGCUGCUCAAUUGGGAUAUGCUCCUGCUCAGUUCAAAUUGGGUAGUUGUCAUGAAUUCGGUACGUUAGGUUGUCCGAUAGAUCCUAGAAAGAGCAUAGGCUGGUAUACCCGUGCAGCGGAGAAAGGUGAUAUGGAAGCGGAGCUGGCAUUGAGUGGAUGGUAUUUGACUGGUAGUGAGGGCGUACUGAAACAAUCGGAUACGGAAGCGUACCUGUGGGGAAGAAAGGCGGCGAACAAGGGAUUGGCUAAAGCUGAAUAUGCGGUUGGAUAUUACACUGAAAUUGGUAUAGGCGUCAAGCAAGAUAUCGAGCUUGCCAAGAGAUGGUAUAUGCGAGCAGCAGCUCAACAGCAUAAACGAGCGAUGCAACGUUUGACCGAGUUGAAUAAUGCCAAAAACCCGAAAGGUAAAGGUAAUAGGCCGACAAGGCAUGAAGCUUCAGCAGAGUGCACUAUCAUGUAG